This is a messenger RNA of Aphanomyces invadans, 2273 nucleotides long. RefSeq lists its product as hypothetical. The record is from RefSeq and is a predicted model, not a curated record. Bases 41 to 2074 code for a protein of 677 amino acids. The transcript is spliced from 3 exons. Lineage: Eukaryota; Oomycota; Saprolegniomycetes; Saprolegniales; Verrucalvaceae.
CACGUGCAGCGGUUAUACUUGACAUUUUGCGCUUGGCGAAAUGGUUGCCCAAAGAGUCCACGACACACGGGCUGGGACAACCUUCGGGAAGGCACCGCGCUUUCAACCCCACGGCCCCACCAACCAGAUCAGAGUAGCGUCAGCGAUCAAGGCACAUUCGGUUCUGAAUGAAAUCGACAAUCUUUUGCACUCGUUGGGCCCACUUCGACCAAAAUCAACGCCGGCUCCGUCCAAAGACCAUCCCAAUCUGAACGUAAAGCAUCAAAUACGAAGCCCUGCUGUGCCUUUUUCGACGAGUUCUCGCAUCAAGCCCCAACGCAAGAGUUCUCUUGGUCCCGGCAUGUACGAUACGACCCGAGCUGAUAAAGUGGUCCGUCGACGCCUUGCAGGCUCUGCAUGGCCUUCACCCCCUCCACAGAAGCACUUGCUUUCACAACCGACUGACAACAAUGCUACCACUGACGAUAGCAGCACUGAGUCCGAUUCAUCUGCAUGUUCCGUCGAGAAGUUCGUUCAGGAAGCGCUACGCCUCCAACCACUGCCGCGCCCAUCUACGACAUGUCGCCGAGCCCGUCGAAGUCCCGGUUUCCAUUCCAUCUCGUAUACGCUGGUAGAUCGCCGCGUCACUGGAGCUCCUUUAAUGGCCCAAGCAGCUCGAAGUUGCUCCAGUACUCGCAAACUUCGCCGAAGAGGACUCGUAUGCGUCCUGACAAAGCAAGCAUGGUCCACUCGGCACCCAACCUGGCUUCCCGUACAGCUGCAUUCGUCAUGGUUGAGAAGGACCCGCUGUCGCUUGGUAUCAGGUUUUGGCCUCAAAGUAUCUCGUCGGUCGGGGGCGUCGUCGUUGAAACCAUCGGAAUGGACAGCGCCGCAGUGUCAUCAACCUUGGAUUGCACAGGCUGUGGCGAGGGCGUGGUCGAAGCAGCUCGGGCGUGAUCGCGUGCAGUGCAAAGUCAAAGGCGCCAAGAAGAUCUUUGCCUUUUGCAUGCCAUUGUCCCGUCGAGGCAGCUGCGGUGCAAAGGUUGCAGCGUUGGAGGCACCAAAGAGGAAGUGCCGCGGGGCUUUGGUCCAGUACGACAAAGCUGUUGGGCGUAACGAUGCCGUGGGGCCAUUCGGUGCCAAGCCAGACUCAAGCGAGUGGGGCCAUCUGCUGGCAAGGGAGUGCGUGGAUUUGAACGUGGAUCGGGCGUGUGUCCAGCCACGAGUUCCGUCGGUCGUGCUUCCGCGGCGUGCAUGGCGACCGAGACUCCCUGACAAUUGCUCAAACCACUUGGAUUUGUGUCCUCAAUACAGCUUUGGAAAGAAGAGGGUGAAGGGCGUGGUUCGUUUUGAGAGGGGGCCGAACACAACAUCGAGAGUGCCGAACGAGAAAGUUGGCGAAAGGGUCCCUGUCGAAAUGAAGUACCACGCGGUGGAGCCAAGAGUGAAAGGCAUUGUCGCAUAUCAACCCACCAACUCCAUCAUGCAUCAUCCACCCGAUGCAAACCUCUGUAUCCUGCAGCCAAGUUUAGUUUGGACCAUGCCGCGCCACGGCGGUGUCCAAGACAUGAGCAAAACACCUGACCGAUGGCAAGUAUCGCCGACUUUGCGCCGUCGAAAUCAAGAUCACAUCUUGUUUCGAUCAAAUGCCAAGGACGCUGUUGCAACUUCUGCGCGCGUCCAGAGCAAAUACACCAGAAUGCCCUCCAUGGUUGAUAUGGCAAAGCAGCUGAAACGUGUUGAUUCUGGGAGAGCGAAGGGCUACAGCGACGCAAACUACGACAUUUCGAACCAAGCGCGAAUUCUGGGCACGUCUACAAACGCGAGCAAGACAGUUGUGAACUUGGCGAAGGCAUCCGCCUCCCGACCGCAGCGGCUACCAUGCGAUGAACGAACGCUCGAUCUUGAUGUGGCCAAGGCAAUUCAUGCCAGCAGUACAUCCAAACGGGCACUUGCGACAGUGCAUAUGGCCAUGCAAGGCACCGCCGCCGUCGAAACCAGCUGGGCAUGGGCUGACUCUGGACCCAACACCAUGGAAAAAGGUUGCGCAGAAGGGAAUCGUGGCCAAGCAACAGGCGAGGGUGGAACUAUUUGAGGGAUGCACGAAGGAAAUGCCCUCGCUCACUCUGUCGCCUUGCGAUCCUACUGUUGUUCUCUCCGACUACAGACGCCCUCAAACCUAUGUGAGCAUGUCCCAAGGCCAAGUGGGCGGGUCUCUAUUCGUAAAGUCAAAGCACACGACACGUUGCCGACCCCGAACUGUAUUGCAGCUGUGACCAAGAAAACAACGAUGC